UCGGAAACUUGCACGAAGGAACAUGCUGCUGCUACGACGAGUACCAUGGCAGCAGCACCGUGGCCGCGCGGCUAGCUCCGUCAGACGGAAGUCCUUACUCGAUGCCCCUUCCGAACGUCAAGCCAAGUUAGUGUGUGCGAAAUGCGAGCACCACUUGGUCGAGACGUCGGACCUGUUCUUCCUCCACUGGCAACGCGGUGUGCAUGUCGCGAGCUUUCAAAACGCCGCGCUAGAACACCUCAAGUCCACGGAACACCCGCUCGCAUCGAUCCAGCCGUGGAAGCAAGCCAAGCUGAACUGCACCAAGUGCGACUCUGGCGUUGCCACACGAGCUACCGUUCGCGGCCAAGAAGCCACGCUGUUUUCAGCCAAGCACGUGUCGUUGAAGCUGCCGCUGGGAUUUAACCCCAUCGUGUCCAUCUCGGGCGUACCCUCCGACGUGUUUCGCUUUUCUUCGUGGUCAGAUCUCAUGGCGCAAGUUAUUGCCACCCCAGCGUUGAAAGCAGUGCUAAAGAUCCGAGAGGAUAAGAAGCUCCCCGCAACUACUACCAGCACGACGACGUCACCAUCUCCACCCGUCGACCACAAAGCUAUCAACACUAAAAUACUCUUGGGUCAAUCCGCCAUUGACGUACUUCAAUUGGUGUCGAACGAGAAACAUUUGAACCACGUGAACGUAUUAACUGCGUUCCAGCGGUUUGCCAUGUUCCACCAACGAACGCUGCAAGACAUUGCGCAACUGAAAAAGCAGCGCAUCCCAAACGUCGUGCAAGUCGAUGAAGAGGACGCGGCGCGGUUAGAUCUGUACAAAGUCCAACUGCAGCGCUACCACCAUGACCUGAACCUGAUUUAUUCGAGUCGGUUUUGGAACUUGGUCGACGAGAUGGAGCGGCAAUGUCAAAUGCACAUGCAUUACGUCCCGUCGCGAUACUUGUUUUACUUGCUCAAGUCGUUGCUGGCUUUGCACGUGGCCCCAUCCAAACUCAUGGAGAAUUUGGCAUCUCAAGUCACGUUUCGACUGCCCCAAGAGCGGUAUUCCGUCGACAAAGUGGCGCAUUUUCUGCAUGGAUUUGCCAUCCUCUGUGCUGCGGACGAAAGUGCCAAAUCGUGGAUCGACCCGACGUUUCACCACGCGUGCUCGUAUAUGUUGACACAAAACCCGAGUCCAGAACUGCUGGCGAUGGCGGCCUGGGCAUGUGUAGUGGCCAAGGUGCAUCAUAUAGAGUUAUUUCACGCGGCGCUGCAAGCUGCCAACGACCACCCAAACCCGGGCGUUGCCUUGUCCACACAAUUGUAUCAAGUGCAUCUGGAUGCUACGCUGUCCAAUUUGCCUUGUCAACAUGUGCUGGCACCGUCGCGAGUGGAAGCGUUCAAGCAAGCGUUGGUGCGGCAGCAACACGGAAAUGUUUCGUCGACAUUGCAUGGCGUUGUGUCCAAUACGCUGCUGCAAAUGAACGUGCCGCAUAUCAACGAAUACGUGAUGGAACUUGGGUAUUCAUUGGACAUUGCGUUGGUGGACGACCGCAUUGGCAUUGAAGUGAACGGCCCGAGUCAUUACCAGUUGCGCAGCAAUCCGUCGGAACGGUAUUUGUUGGGCGCGUCAAUGUUAAAAAUGAGGCAUGUGCAGCGGGCAGGGUGGACAUUGAUUCAAGUCGCGUACGAAGACUUGAGUAAACUGCCAGCCGGAAAGCCGCGUCAAGAGUUUGUCAGUAUGCUCUUGGAAGUGGCCAUGGCGCACCGGGUCCAGUAGUAUUACUAUUAGUAUUACUAGAUCGGGAAGUUACGAUACGACACAACCGGACACACAUAUACUACGUAGUACUUGAAGUAAUAAUGUACUACGUGGGUACUGAUGAUAAAAAGAAAAUCGAUGAGUUGACGGAAGGCUGGUUGUAGUGGUGUCCCCGUGUUUUAUAUAUUAAACCAAAACAACAAGAUUUAUAUAUUGC
Aphanomyces astaci is the source of this 1949-nucleotide messenger RNA. RefSeq lists its product as hypothetical. The transcript is spliced from 17 exons. NCBI's taxonomy places the organism in Eukaryota, Oomycota, Saprolegniomycetes, Saprolegniales, Verrucalvaceae. Bases 23 to 1750 code for a protein of 575 amino acids. The record is from RefSeq and is a predicted model, not a curated record.